Messenger RNA from Heterocephalus glaber (naked mole-rat), 1203 nucleotides. RefSeq names its product ribonuclease P/MRP subunit p30 (gene Rpp30). The record is from RefSeq and is a predicted model, not a curated record. Gene Ontology annotation, cellular component: nucleolar ribonuclease P complex. Lineage: Eukaryota; Metazoa; Chordata; Mammalia; Rodentia; Bathyergidae. Gene Ontology annotation, biological process: tRNA processing. Gene Ontology annotation, molecular function: RNA binding.
GCCCGGCGGGUGCGCAGACGAGCGCGCGCGGGCGGUCAUGGGGUUUCAGCAUGGCGGUGUUUGCAGACUUAGACUUGAGAGCGGGUUCAGAUCUGAAGGUUCUGCGCGGGAUGGUGGAAACCGCGGCUCACCUUGGCUAUUCAGUUGUUGCUAUCAAUCAUGUUGUUGACUUUAAGGAAAAGAAACAGGAAAUUGAAAAACCAGUAGUGGUUUCUGAACUCUUCACAACUUUGCCAAUUGUUCAGGGAAAAUCAAGACCAAUUAAAAUUUUAACUAGAUUGACGAUAAUAGUUACAGAUCCAUCUCACUGCAAUGUUUUGAGGGCAACUUCUUCAAGGGUCCGGCUAUAUGAUAUCAUUGCAGUUUUUCCAAAGACAGAAAAACUUUUUCAUGUUGCUUGCACACAUUUAGAUGUGGAUUUAGUCUGCAUUACUGUAACAGAGAAACUGCCAUUUUACUUUAAAAGACCCCCUGUUAAUGUGGCAAUUGACCGAGGUCUGGGCUUUGAACUCGUCUAUAGCCCUGCUAUCAAAGACUCCACAAUGAGAAGGUACACAAUUUCCAAUGCCCUCAAUUUGAUGCAGAUCUGCAAAGGAAAGAAUGUAAUUAUAUCUAGUGCUGCAGAAAGGCCUUUGGAAAUAAGAGGACCAUAUGAUGUGGCAAACUUAGGGCUGCUAUUUGGGCUGUCUGAAGUUGAUGCCAAGGCUGCAGUGUCCACUAAUUGCCGAGCAGCACUUCUCCAUGGAGAAACUAGAAAAACUGCUUUUGGAAUUGUUUCUACAGUUAAGAAACCUCGACCAUCAGAAGGGGAUGAUGAUUCUCUUCCAGCUUGCAAAAAAGCUAAAUGUGAGGGCUGAAGAGAAUGGACCACUCUUCAUCGGCACUGCCUUUUUUCCAUUUAUACUUCAUCAGCCACAACAAAAAUAAAACUUUUUGUUUGAAAUUUUAUAGUCAAGCCAUUAAAAUAAUAAAUAAAACUUAAUAAAGCACUUUACAAAAAGGCCACCAGCUUAAUGAAUUUAUAGAUAUACUUAAAGAAAAAUAUUGGUUUGUUUAUCUUUUGUGAAAGUGAUGAAUAUUUUAAGUCUAAAACUGUUUCUUGUUCGUUUAAAAACUAAUGCUUUUCUACUUAUAUACAUGGCUUAUUAUUUUUAAAUAUUACUAAAGUUAUUUUGAGGACUAUUAAAGCAUAUUAAAGGGGUG